Ostertagia ostertagi is the source of this 888-nucleotide messenger RNA. Lineage: Eukaryota; Metazoa; Nematoda; Chromadorea; Rhabditida; Trichostrongylidae. The record is from the annotation of a GenBank genome assembly.
AUGCUCCUCUCCUUCACAUCCUAUGGAAUGAUGUACAUAGAGCUAAAAGAUAGUAUACGAGAAGGUUACACCGCGUUGGAAGCUCGAUCACGUUACGAGACACAAGCCCUUAGAGAGUUCAUGAACACAUCAGUUGACCCGAUGGAAAUGAUCCUGCUAUUGAUGGCGAAAGAUGGCGGAUCGGUGCAUCGGAAGGCGCAUCUCGACGAAGCGGCCACCAUCGUCGACUUCAUCUACAACAUGACGGUCACCCACGGAAACCGGAGCCUGGUCUACAAAAAGAUGUGCUCGCCGUAUUGCUUUGCCAACGAGCUUUUCGGGACGUUCAAGCACUACUACGAUGUCAACUACAGAUCGGCCACUAGGUCCGGUACAUGGAGUGAUUUGUUCAACCUGUCGUAUCCGUUCGCUUCCAUCUGGGGUUAUCGGGUACCACUCGAGCAGUGCUUGUUCGGUGUAGUACUGACACAACCUAGCAAGACCAAUUCUUCUUCUGGGACUAAGAAGGUGAAGCGGUUCAUCUUUGACGAAGACAUCCCGGUAGACCGCAGCAAGCCGUUGGAGUCUCAGAUCACCAACAUGCAGCACGUGCAGCUCGUUGUUCUCUUUCCGUACGGCUUCAAGAACACCACCGAGCUGCAAACAGGCUUCGCCCUCUGGGAACUGGGAAUACACGAGUGGACCAAAAAUAUGCUGGCAAUGGUGGUGAUCUGUGUGCUGUCCAUUUCGUACUACUAUCAGGCACUGGACGUCGGCAAAAUUCUAAUUGGCUUCUGUGCGACACUUUGUCCACUCUUGGGCAUCACAUCCACUUAUGGCCUCCUGGCUCUGUGUGGAGUACGCGUAAAUUCACUGCUUCUUGUGAUGCCGUUCUUAAUAAUGGGAGUC